CCUGACACAGACUUCUUCAGACCAACUACAGUUCUGCUUUGCAAGUCUAACUUCUCUGCUUGAUAGCAAUGAACAAACGCGACAUGUUUGACCAUGUUUAUGAUAACACCCUAUGGAUGAAAAAGAACACACGUGGAGAGAAGAGUUCUGACAAACAGAAGAGGCAUUGUACCUGCAUAAGCAUUCUCUCUGUUGUCUUCUCACUAUCUCUACUUGCUAAUGUUAUACUGGUAUGCCUGUAUUUUGUUAAAAACACAAAUAUGUUUUUGCAUUGUGAGCCGGCGAGAAACUGCUCAAAUUCAGGUCAUGAACAAGUUAACAAAAGCUGCAAGUAUGAAGAGAACUGGAAGUCAUUAAACAACUGCCCAGAUUUGCCAGAGCAGUGGUUGAAAGGCAAAGGCAGUUUCUAUGUUUUCUCCAGCAACAACAAAACCUGGAGCUCCAGCAGGCAGCACUGUCAGAGUCUUGGUGGAGAUCUGGUCAUUAUUAACAACCCCGAAGAAAAGGAUUUUCUUGCCGAGAAAUUAUGUAUAACUGGAAAAUCGAAUCUCUACUGGACUGGCACUAGUGAGAGGAACUGGGAAGGUCAGGAACAAGUCAACUGUUUUGCACUUAAAGGAAAUACACAAGGAAAAGUGUCUUGCCAGAGAAAUGAGAGAAGCAUCUGUGAGAUUCCUUGCCUCUAACAAACAAAAGGCUGAUUACUUUUAUGGUUGUUGAGUUUUUUUAAACUCUUUCCCCGCCAUUGCAGAGUUAUUUCGUCAAUUAAGAGAAAUUGUUCCCUGCUAAUGACGCUGCCAUGACGAGUUUUUACGUUAAUCUAAAUUACCGCUAUUACCCACUAGGUGGCAGUCUUGCCUAACUUAUCAAACACUUAAGUACCCACUGAUUCAAAAACACCAAAAACUCUGAUUGAUAACAAAAGUCCUUAACCAAAUUGGAAUUAUCCCUAAAACCUGCCCAUAUUUGAGAGGUGAAAUCAGUGUUAGUACACUUAAUGCGUUGUUCCAGAAUACACACCUCUGUGUUAUUAUUGGAACAACACAUUCUGUGUUACUUUUAACACAACUUAUGGUUUAUUUGAACACAAAAUCAACACAAAAUGACACAUUAUGUGUUAUAAUGACACAAAAUGUGUUAAAUGUCAUAACACAAAAAAAUGUGUUAAAAAAUUAAUACACUUUCUUAGAGUUUAUUUAUAGAAGAACAUUUUCUGGAAGGCAUGAAACUUUUGUGAAAAUCAUUUAAAUGGCUAGUUACUUUUUUUAAAUGCUGGCAGGGAAAAGUAAAAUAUUUCUUUAAUUUUACUAAAUAAAAUGUCUUAGCAAUUUUGUCUUACAACAGCGAUGAUAUAUAUUUUAUAUUAAUAUGUUUAUAAGAAUUUUUGAUUAUACUUGUUUGUUUACCAUGUAUAUUAUAUUAAGCCAUUCUUAGUCUGUUAGUUUAACAUUGUGUUAAUUCAUAAACCCAGAAUAAUAUAUAUUUAAACUCUCAACAGAGAAUGCAUUAGGUUUAUUUCAAGUCACAUAGUGUAUUUAUGUUGAUUUUAUGCAAUAAAAAGUAAAUUUGCAUAAUUUUUCUGAAAGUUAAGACUGAAUGGACCUGAAAAUCUCAAAUGGUGUAACCGCCAAUUGUGCCAAAGAAUGAGAAUAUUAAAUAUUGUUUCCACCUUGAUGGCAUGUACGCGUUAUAUAUAUGCUGAAAACAGCUCUAUUUUCUAAAUAAUCUUUGACAAAUUAAAAAAUCAUAUUACACUAAAUUAGAUGAUUAUAUUUGAUUCCACAGUUUUUAUUAAUAUAUUUAUUUUUCCAUAAAAAAAUACUAGUUACACCAAUUGACACAGACCGGUGACACAAAAUAAUUAAGGUAAUGUCAUUGACCCUUUUACAUGAUCGAGGUGGAUAUGAGCUAUGUAUUUCUAUUUUUUGUAAAGCAUUUCAUUUCUCUUCAAAAGCAAUUUUUUUACUUUUGAUGUACAAUUCAGAAAUAAAACGGUUUUGAUUUUUUUAGACUAAAUGAGGCUAUUUGUCUAUUUUUAUGUGAACUCUCUAAUUGGUGUACUGUGUCAAAACAAGUGUCAAAUAUGUAGAUGUUGAUUAUCAGAACAUGAAAUGUACUUUAAAGCACUAUUAACCAACUGACGGGAAAUUGCGUGCAAGCUUAAUGUUUCCGUCAAAAUGGCUGUGGCUAACCAAAACACCCCCACCAGACACGAAACACCUGCCUGUCUUCUGUAUUUUAUCACAUAUAGGACAAACAAUGUUUUCUUCAACACUGAAUAUAUCUUUUUCCACAUAAGAUGCCUAAGAAAAUGAGAGACUCCAAAUUUAAAGAUGACCGACAUUGUUCCAGAGCAAUGCUGCCGCUACUCUCUGUUCUUCUGUUUUUGUCUUUGGUAGCAAAUGGGGGACUGACAUACAUGUAUUACAACAAAUAUGUGAAUCGACAUUGUGAACUAUGCUCGAAUUCAGUUUUUCCACAUGUAGAUUUUCAACCAAUCAUCUCCAAGAAUAUUAGACAACCAAACUAUUGUUCAGAUUUGAAAGAGAAGUGGUUUAAGUCAAAAGGCAGAUUUUAUGUUUUCUCCACUGACACAAUGGACUGGAACAGCAGCAGGGAACGUUGUCAGGCCCUGGGUGGAGACCUGGUCAUCGUCAACAAUAAAGAGGAGGAGGUCUUUCUUACUAAACAUGUGGGUGAUUUAUAUAACUUCUACUGGAUUGGCUUGACUGACAGCCAGACUGAGGGGGUGUGGCUUUGGGUAGACAACACCCCUUUAAACAACAACCACUCGCAAGUAUCAUUUUAAAAGCCUGUCAGGACAUUAAAGGUCACAUUCUUCCUGAUUCCAUUUUUCAAACUUUAGUUGUGUGUAAUGUUGCUGUUUGGAUUACUUCCCGGUUAAAUGACAUCAAUAUUAGAGUUUUUGACUAAACUCCGCCCACAGGAAUACAUCAGUCGCCAGCUAAGCUCAAACAGCUCUGCUAAACUAAGCUGCUGUUGAAUCACAACACACUAAACAAAAUACACAAUCAGAAUUUGUUAUGUAUUUCUGAAGGAGGGACUUCAUAGAACAAGGACAACAUCAGAUCGUUUUUAGGACAGUGAAAACAGCGCUAUACAGAUAAGUAAAUUGUGUGAAAAAUACUGUGUUUUUUAACACGUGAAACAUGAACACAUGUUAUAUUGCACACUAUAAACACAAUCAAAGCUUCAAAAACACAGGAAAAAUGGGACCUUUAAUAUCUGAUGUGCAUGACAUUACCUUUGUGUCAGCAUAAAUUUGUGUCUCGUGAAUGCAAUAAUGGAUAAACUCAUAAAUGCCUUUUAUUUUGUACUUAAUUUAACAAUCCAUUGUUCACAUACAUACUUUAAAUUAUUUCUCUCUUAGAUGGGAGUAUCCUCCGGAUGAUUGGAAAGGACAAAAUCCACUAGGUGAAGACUGUGUUAUCCUAAAAAAAAAAACUAAAUGGGGUGACGUUUCUUGCUUAAGGAGAGAGAAAAGAAUAUGUGAGAUACCCUGUUCUUACCCUUAGUGAUGUACAUUUUAACCAUGUCUAGACGUAGCUUAAAUACAUUAUAAAAUGUAAGUCACAUCAAUUAAAAAUUUUGACUAUACUGAUGAGUUGCUAUAGCUUAUGAAAACAAGUUAAUUUUAUUUAACUUAUAUUAAACAGUAUUAGUUUUUAACAUUGUAUUACUGCAUGACUUA
Messenger RNA from Paramisgurnus dabryanus, 3712 nucleotides. NCBI's taxonomy places the organism in Eukaryota, Metazoa, Chordata, Actinopteri, Cypriniformes, Cobitidae. The record is from RefSeq and is a predicted model, not a curated record.